CACCACCAUAGCCACCCACCCACCAUGUCUCUCACCUACGGAACGGGCGGUGCGACGGCCGCCCUCGGCGUCGUCGCUUUGUACAUGCUCUUCAACAACGAGGGAGAGGCCUUCAACGUCGGCGCCUUUCUCGAAACCGUAUCUCCGUACACGUGGGCUAGCAUUGGCAUCGCGCUCUGCAUCGGUCUCUCCGUAGUAGGAUCCGCAUGGGGCAUCUGGACAACGGGUGUGUCCAUCGUCGGCGGAGGUGUCAAGGCGCCCCGGAUACGAACCAAGAACCUGAUCUCCAUCAUCUUCUGCGAGGUCGUCGCCAUCUACGGCGUCAUCAUGGCCAUCAUCUUCUCCUCCAAGAUGAACCAGCUCUCGGACCCCGAGCUGCUCUACUCGGGCUCCAACUACUUUACCGGAUACGCCCUCUUCUGGGCUGGCAUCACCGUCGGCAUGUGCAACCUCAUCUGCGGUGUCUGCGUCGGCAUCAACGGAAGCAGCGCCGCCCUGGCUGACGCUGCCGACCCUGCCCUCUUCGUCAAGAUUCUUACCAUCGAGAUCUUCGCCGCCAUUCUCGGACUGUUUGGACUCAUCAUUGGCCUGCUGAUGCAAAGCAACGCAAAGGACUUUGAGUGAGCUUGGGAGAAUUUCAUAUUGGCUUGCGCCCCAUUCCAAAAACACGCGCCAGCUCCAUCUUCAGCCGUACUUGAAGGCGAUCAACGAAGAAAUGUACCCACAUGUCAGCACAGGAAGCUGGUUUGGACGUUACUGAGAAACAUUAUUUGUAGAGGUUGUACCAUGUACAUUGGGAGGGCGUUUGUAUAAUGCAUGUACCAUGAGCAAUUGCGGCGUUAAAUACCAGUUUUUC
Messenger RNA from Exserohilum turcica Et28A, 856 nucleotides. RefSeq lists its product as uncharacterized. The transcript has 5 exons. Bases 25 to 624 code for a protein of 199 amino acids. Gene Ontology annotation, cellular component: proton-transporting V-type ATPase, V0 domain. The record is from RefSeq and is a predicted model, not a curated record. Gene Ontology annotation, biological process: proton transmembrane transport. Gene Ontology annotation, molecular function: proton-transporting ATPase activity, rotational mechanism. NCBI's taxonomy places the organism in Eukaryota, Fungi, Ascomycota, Dothideomycetes, Pleosporales, Pleosporaceae.